Messenger RNA from Phytophthora nicotianae INRA-310, 873 nucleotides. RefSeq lists its product as hypothetical. The coding region runs from base 1 to 873 and encodes 290 amino acids. The record is from RefSeq and is a predicted model, not a curated record. Lineage: Eukaryota; Oomycota; Peronosporomycetes; Peronosporales; Peronosporaceae. The transcript has 2 exons.
AUGCGCGUCGCCAUCGCCGGAGCCGGGUCCUUUGCCAAGUACUUCGCUGAAGAAUUCCCCAAGGCUGGACUUGAGGUCGUUAUCUUGACUGGCUCGCAAAAGUACUUUUUUCCACAACUCGUUGAGCUGCUGAAGGACUGCGACGCCCUGGUGUCCACGAUCGCUAGCAUGAACCGAGGCCUGGCCGACAGUCAAUUGGCUCUGGUCGAAGCGUGCAAGCAGACACCCAAGUGCAAGCGCUUCAUUCCAGCGGAGUUCUGCCACAAUUCGGAGGACUACCCUGACCCCGAUCGUGUGCACCCCUACAACAAAAUGAUCAAGGACACUCUGAAGGCCCAGAGCGAUCUUGAGUGGACAGUUGCGUCCAUAGGGUGGGUCAUGGACUACAUGGUCUCAAGUACCAACCGAUACCAUCCUGACAUCGAUGGCAUGUUCCCACUCGACAUCCAGGCGAAUACGCUUACUAUUCCAGGAUCGGGCAACGGCCCCUUCGCUCUUACCAGCGUUCGUGACGUUGCUAAAGCGGUUGCUGCACUGCUGAAAAGUCCAGCCAAGUGGCGCCACCACACGUACGUACAAGGUGAAGAGACGACGUGGCUGAAGGUGGCAGAAUCGUUGACCUCUGCCAAGAAAGUGAGCGACUUGAAGAUCAUUUUUGAGGAUGUGGAGCAGCUAGAAGAGGUCGUCGGACGCAAAGACCCCGCACUUAUAGCGGUUAUGGCGGAAUUCAAGCUGUACACCCCUCAAGGCAAGCUGCGCUUUGACCAACAGAAGGUGCGACGUGAUCACCAAGAGCUUUUCCCGAACAUGCAUUUUUCCACGAUUCUCGAGUUGCUCGAGAAGACGGAGAAGAACCCCUCGGCGAUUGUAUAG